AUGCCGUCUUCUGUUACCCCCGCAUUAAUAGAUUUAAAUAGACCGCCGCAACCAAUAGAUCAAGUGACCGCUGUAAAUACAUUGGCAUCUGUUCAGGCAGUAGUUCAAGCACAGGUUCAGGCACAAGUUCAACAUGAGAUGCGAGCCAUGUUUUCAAAUAUAAUGGUGGAUACUCAUCAACCUCAAGACCAACCAAAACAAUCACCUUCGAUAAUUGAACAAAUGAUUAUAGACAAUGAUCCGGUACAGACUCGUCGUGAGGCGAUCGUUCAAGCUGAUGCUCAGGUUCAGGCUCAAGUACACGCCGCGGCUGCUGCUGCGGCGGUCGCUCAACAAGCUCUAGUGGCUCAAGUGGUCGCUGAGGUGUCUCAAUCCCAAGUCCAAUCAGCUCGGCCAACAGUUCAAACGAUAGAUACUUCUCAAAUUCAACAAGCUGUUGAAUCUCAACCUUUGUCCGCUACCGCUGACCCUGAUCAAUCAUCGAUGGUUUUGGUUCUCGAUAACCCCGCCGUUUCAAGUGAUCAAAGUACCGCAACUGCUGUGCAAUCCGUUGUCAGUAACGAUCCUAUGCAACUUGUGGAAUCUUUGGCUAACGCUCAGAUCGUUGGGUCGAUGACGAAUGCCCAAUUAGCUGAGCACAAUAGGCGGUUAUGUUUUGAAAUCGUGAAUAAUAACCAGUUAGCCGCUAAUUUACAGGCUUCUGCCGUUAGCGCGUCAAUCAUGCAAACGACUCAAAUCGAUUCUUCCAUUCUGCCGGCUUCCACCGAAUCUCAACCACCAAUGACUAAUUUAUUGAACCCAGAUCCAAUUAUUCCGUCAGUUACCUCUAAUUGGAAUAUUGAACCUAAUGGUGCUACAAAUGUCGUAGUUCCAAAUCCUUCAAUACAAAUGAUUAAUGUAGAUGAUGAGCAAAUUGUAAAUGAUUCAGUAGUAGUAGAUUCUAAUUUUCUAAAUAACGAUCAUAAGACAUCGCCGCCGCCACCACAAUUGACCUUUGUGAAUGAAAAUCCACUAUUGGAGCAGUCAUCACAAAAAUCGAAUGAAGAUACAACAGAGAUGACUCCAUCAUCACCUGAAAUUCCUUCGCAACAACAAUCUCAACGACCGUCCGAUUCAUUAACUUCAGAGACAAAAAGUUCAGAGUCCAGUGAGGUUUCCGUAAAAUCGCCACAACAAGAUUUAGGAAGUUUAGUUGACAAUGCAUCAUCAUCACAUAAUGGAUCUUUACCAUCACCACAGAAAGAUUCCGGUAAAUCGGAUCCAAUCAAUUCCCCCGAGUCAAUUUAUGCAACAUCUCAGAAUAGUGAUACUUUAAAAGAUCAUGAUAAUCAAAUUAGGAGAAAUUCGUCCAAUACUUUAUCGAAUUCACCUAUUUCAAUUUCACGACAAAUUAUCAAUGAAGAUUUAGAUUCGAUUAAAAUUGAACCAUCACAAUCCGUUGAAUCUUGUGUUCCAUUAAAUGAGUCAUCUACUACUUUUGAAGAAAUGUCAUUUGAGCAACUUUUGAUUCGAUUAGCACAGUAUGAACAUCCUAAUAUGACGAAAAAUCAGUUAAUUGCAAAAUUAAGGUAUCAUGAAAAAAAUCUAAAGGAUCAUACAUCUGAUUCAAGAGGCCACAAACGAGCGCGUUCUUCUAGUUCAAGGAGAUCGAGUCUGGAUUCUGAUGUUUCACCCAUUACUCUUGUGGAUGAAAUGGAAGACGUAAAAAGAGAAGCUAAUCAGUCUGAACCUGGAGUGGCUGGUUAUUCCACUCAAAGUUCUCCGUCGAUCCCUUCCGCCGUCAAACAAGAAGGUGAGGAGGAUAAAAAGAAUACACAUAAAUGCAUGUGGAGGGGAUGUACAAAAGUACUUGUUUCAUUGGAUUUGCUUAUCUCACAUGUUGGUGAUUCACAUAUCGGCAGUGGAAAAGCCACGUAUUCUUGUGAUUGGGAGGGAUGUACGAGAGGUCAAAAACCGUUCACAAAACGGCACAAAAUGUAUAAUCAUUUACGAACACAUACGGGAGAAAGACCAUUUAUUUGCUCUGUAAAUGGUUGCGGAAAGAGAUUUUCAAGACCUGAUUCCUUGACGACACACGUAAAAACACAUUCCAAUCAUCGUCCGUAUAUAUGUUCCUUUAAAGGAUGUAAUAAGGCAUAUUAUCAUUCACGUUCUCUUCGUAAACACGAAAAGACACAUGAUACUAGAUUGUCUCAUACACAUCCUUUACCACCAGUUCAUCCUUCCAUAAUUGAUUCGAGUGGUCAGCAUGACAUUAGAUCAGUUCCACCGCCUCCUCAUCCGCAUCAACUUCCACCGGUACAUCAAUUACAUCCUCCAUCACCUGGCUUUCGUUUAUUAUCUCAACCAUCACCUAACACUUUAAGUUAUCAUUAUCAUCCGCUCCAACCACCACCGAUGAAUCAUCGUCCUGAGCUAAUUCAUCAUCCUAGAAUUAAUCCUUCUGAGGCUACACAAACACCUUUAUCAUCAGUUAGUUCACCCUCGACUCACUUUUUUGCUCAUACGACGACUCAUUCAUUCUCACAGCCUCCCUCAUCUACUAACUUAUCAUCACGCCCAAAUAAUAAUAACAAUAAACCUGCAAAUAAUAAUUAG
This is a messenger RNA of Funneliformis caledonium, 2598 nucleotides long. NCBI's taxonomy places the organism in Eukaryota, Fungi, Glomeromycota, Glomeromycetes, Glomerales, Glomeraceae. The record is from the annotation of a GenBank genome assembly.